Messenger RNA from Meloidogyne enterolobii, 1095 nucleotides. The record is from the annotation of a GenBank genome assembly. NCBI's taxonomy places the organism in Eukaryota, Metazoa, Nematoda, Chromadorea, Rhabditida, Meloidogynidae.
AUGGCCAAAUUGACUAGGUUCAAGCUUGUGCUUUUAAAUAUUUCUGGAGCGUUGUAUACUGCAGUGGCUAUUACUGGCAUUGCUUUUAUUAAUCUUUAUUGGACAUGCCCAGAUAUUAAUGAAGAUGGUGAUUGUUUCUGGCCAAGUAUAUUUGCUGUGAUAAUUCUUAUUGAACUUUUUGCCAAUUUAAUUCUUUUUCAUUAUUACAAUAAAAGAAAUCAGGUUCAAUAUUGGACAGCCAAAAGCAGUUCCCUUCUUGAUGGACGUGGCUUUGAACAAAGGGCCGACUAUGCGUUAAAUGGACAAUUUAUUGCUAAAAAAGGAAAUGUCUCAUUGUCAAUGCAAAAUGGAACAUUACCUGUAUCUUCGCGUGCUGAACAAACACCUAAAAGUUUUACUAAAUACGCGAUUUGCGAGGAUGGUACUUAUGUUGGCUUAGAUUCUCUUAGAGAAGAGCUUCAUGGUGCUUUUUCGGAUAAAAUUAAUAAUAAUAAUUCUCCUUGUAAAUAUUGCCAUCAAUGCAAACAGGUUGUUCCCCGUCGUUGUCAUCAUUGCCCUCUAUGUGGAAUUUGUGUUCUUCGAAAAGACCACCACUGUCUUAUGUUAGGUGGUUGUGCAGGACUUGCAAAUCAGCGAUAUUUCAUAGUUUUUCUCUUUUGGGCAUCGCUUGGGGCGAUUUAUGGUUCUUACUUUAACUUUGUGUUUUUGAAUAAACAUAUGAUGUAUUGGUUUCCUUAUGGUUGGCUUUGCUUUUUAGGACCGGUUUCAAUGAUUCGUUGGGUGCUUGGCUGGGAGACGGCAUUCAAUAUGGGUAUGGCAGUUCUUUUUUCUUUCUCUUUUGCCUCAACACUCGGAGCCUUUGGAUUUUUUGUUUUCCAGAUGAUUUAUACUUUGAAUGGCUGCACAAUGUACGAUUAUCACCACUCUGGCCCAAAAAGAAUUGAAAGUGACGGUGAAAACUGUGCUGAAAGAUUGGCGCUUGUUUUUGGGCGAAGGUGGUGGCUAAAUUUAAUUAUUCCACAAUUUUGGAUUCCAAAUCAGAUGAAUGAGUCAAUAGCUAGAAAUAUUUUCUUAAGCGUGUCCAAAGACCUGUGA